Molecule: messenger RNA, 1701 nt
Organism: Aplosporella prunicola CBS 121167
Lineage: Eukaryota; Fungi; Ascomycota; Dothideomycetes; Botryosphaeriales; Aplosporellaceae
Exons: 5
Coding region: 1-1701 (566 amino acids)
Molecular function (GO): oxidoreductase activity, acting on paired donors, with incorporation or reduction of molecular oxygen; monooxygenase activity; heme binding
Source: RefSeq, a predicted model, not a curated record
AUGGCGUCCAUUUUACUGUCUUUGCUUGGCGUUAUCGCAAGUUUCCUUGUCUUGAAAAUUUACGCGUUCAUCAAAAACAUUCGUCUGGCCAGAGCCACCGGACUUCCUUAUGUUCUGUCUCCGUGGAUAGAUGUUGACGACAUCACCAUCAUCGUUAGCCCAUUACUGCGUAAAUGGAAUCGCAAAUAUCUUACGAAGGGCCAGGGAUGGCCAAAGGCUCAUGAGGAACACGGAGAAGUGUUCCUCGUUGUAGCACCUUCUGGCAUUAUAUGCCAAGUGGGCAACAGCGGUCUGGCUUCGUACGUCACUGGCCAUAGAAGGCAAUUUACGAAAGCUCAGAAGAGAUUCAAAGUUUUGGAAAUAUUUGGUCCUAGUUUAGGCAGCACCGAUGGGGAUACGUGGAGACGUCAUCAGCGCAUCGUCCUGCCUGUCUUCGGAGACCAAUUGAAUGAAAUUGCUUGGAAAGAAGCGGCCCGGCAAGCAAAUCUCUUGAAAGCAUCUUGGUCUACGCAUGGAACGCAAAGCUUGGACAAAGCCUUCUAUACCUUGACAGUAAAUGUCAUCGCUCACGCCUUGUAUGGUCAACAAGUGGACUGGGAGGAUGACGCUUCCAUUCCGAGUGGCCACACAAUGAACCUUGUUGGUUCUAUCAUGGGCAUUAUCAACAACCUUCUGGUCAUACUUGUCCUUCCUCGUUGGCUUCUCAGAUUAUCACCGUGGCAGAAAGCAUACAAGGCUGUCGUAGAAAACGAGCAGUUCAUGCAGGAGUUCCUUGCUGCGGACGAGAGGCGGAUCGUUUCCGGCCUCAACUCUGGCCCAAAAAGUGUCCUUACAGCUUUGGCGGAGAGUCGGAUAACUAAUUCUAAGGGAAGGUUUCAACUCGGUACCAAUAUUAAGACAGAAAAGGCAUUGACUUAUCAGGAGAUAAUGGGAAAUUUAUUCGUUUUCUUGUUGGCAGGAUAUGACAUAACAGCACUUUCGCUACAAUACGCCUUUGUCGUUCUUGCUUCACAAAAAGUCAUUCAAGAUCGGAUCAUCAAUGAGAUUGAUGGCCUUUGUCGCGAAAUUGCGCAGGCUGGUCAGAGCGAGCUCAAUUACAGUCAACACUUUCCCAGACUGAGGUAUACUCUUGCAUUCAUGGUUAACCUUGAACAGUUUGAGGUCUUACGAGUCUUCCCCAUUGCCAAUGUAGUGUCAAGGAUAACCGAAGAGCCGCAAGAAAUCCAAUUCCAACCAACGCAAACCACACAACAGCACGAUGAGGCAUCUUCACCACGCCGCCAUAUCCUCCCCGCCGGAACCACCGUCCACAUAAACAUCCCCGGAAUCGAACACGCGGCGCGCUACUGGCCGCAACCCUCGAUCCUCGAGCCGCGGCGCUGGCUCCGCGACAAUCCGAACGAGUGGGACCCACUCGCCAUGGCCGGCGACCCGGACAGCACCACCGCACCUAUCCCGAAUUAUGCGAAAGGCACGUUCAUGGGUUUCAAUGAGGGCGCGCAUAUGUGCCCUGGCCGCAAGUUCGCGCAGGCAGAGUUUGUGGCCGUGGUUGCGGAGCUGUUGCGCUGUCAUCGCGUUGAGCUUUGCGAUGAUAAAGAGAGCGGGGUACUGGAAAGAGAGCUGAGGCUCCGGAAUGGAGAUUCGCCCGUCUUACUGUCGCCGCCUGUCGAGCUGAGGCUGAAACUUGUGCCGCGGGCUUAG